UUUAUGCCGGCGCUCAGUUCCCGCUGAACAUUCGAGGCGAACGGUUCGCUGUGUUUCUUUUGGGUCUGAUUUGAUUAUUAUUCCCCGAUUUUUUCGAUUCGAACCGAUAUUCGCUGCCGUGCUGCUCGUUUCGCGAUUCUCGAACUGUGGCCAUGUGAAGUGCAGACAACAUCCUCAAUAGGCAUUAGAAAAAAUUUUAAUUCGUCGUUGCCGAUAAAGCCUUUGACACGAUAACGAUCCAAUUUUAAUUAUGAUUGUGCCAAGAACUGUGCUCUGAUUACGCAAAUUGCAAGUGAAAACCGUCGGCAGAGAAAUUUAGCGAGAGCCGGGACCCAAAUAGGGAGUAUCGAGAGCAAAAUGGGCUUCUCAUCGGCCCUGCAAAGUCGGGCCGCCCAUGAGGCGUUGAUCGUACGCCAGGAUGCCGAACUUCGGCUAAUGGAGACCAUGAAGAGAUCCAUCCAGAUGAAGGCCAAAUGCGACAAGGAAUACGCAAUCAGCCUGACAGCUGUGGCCCAGCAGGGUCUCAAAAUCGAUCGAGCUGACGAAAUGCAAGGCAGCCUGAUCACCAAAUCCUGGCGAUCCUACUUGGAUGAACUGGACCAGCAGGCCAAACAGUUCAAGUUCAACGCCGAGCAGCUGGAGGUCGUCUGCGAUAAGUUGACCCAUCUUUCACAGGAUAAGCGAAAGGCUCGAAAGGCCUACCAGGAGGAGCAUGCCAAGAUCGCAGCACGCCUGAAUCAUCUCACCGAUGAGGUGGUUCGCAAGAAAACCGAAUACCAAAAACAUUUGGAGGGCUACAAGGCGCUGCGCACGCGCUUCGAGGAGCACUACAUAAAAGCACCCAGUCGCAGUGGCCGCAAGCUGGACGAUGUGCGUGACAAAUACCAGAAGGCCUGCCGCAAAUUGCAUCUCACACACAACGAGUACGUGCUCUCCAUCACGGAAGCCAUUGAAGUGGAGAAGGACUUUCGUACUGUACUUUUGCCAGGAUUACUGGAACAUCAACAGUCCGUCCAGGAGAGUUUCAUUCUGCUGUGGCGCAACAUUUUGCAGGAGGCAGCCCAAUAUGGUGAUCUCACGGCAGACAAGUACAAGGAGAUUCAGAAGCGCAUCGACACUGUGAUAGGAGGCAUCAAUCCGACCGAGGAAUAUGGCGAGUUUACUGAGAAACACAAAACCUCCCCCACAACCCCAUUGCUUUUCCAAUUCGAUGAGACGCUCAUCGAGGAUAUUCCUGGCAAGCUACAGUCAAGUACUUUGACGGUGGACAACCUGACGGUGGACUGGUUGAGGAAUCGCCUCCAGGAACUGGAGGGAGCCGUCAAAGAUUGCCAAGAGAAGCAGCUAAAGAUGAUCGAGCAUGUUAAUGGUGGCUCUCCGGUGGCCAAUGGCAGCAUUAUAUCAAACGGCAGCAAUACGUCCAAUGGCAUUCAGUCCAAUAAGGAUAGUCAAUGCCGCCAAUCAAAGGACCUUAAUGCCUUGCGUUGCCAGGAGAAGCAGAAGCAGAAACUCGUCGACAUGAUCAAGUGCGCCCUGAACGAGGUGGGAUGCGAGGAGUUGCCCUCCGGCUGCGAUGAUCACUUAACCCUCGAGCAGAACUUCAUCGAGAAUGGCUAUAACAACGAACAGCAGAGGUCCAACUCCACCAGUUCACCAGGUCUGGGCAUUAUGAACGAGCUGAUGCGACGCGGCGGGGUCUUGACCCUAUUGCGUGGAAGGGGUCGUCAUUUUAAGAGGAAGAGUACCCCCCAGCCGGCAACGCCGAUGACGAGAUCGCGUCAAGGACGUUUCAACAAGAUGCAGCCACGAUCCCAGAGUUUGGGAUCCUUGUCGGUAAUUAGGGAUGGGAAUGGGCCAAGUCCUGCACGUUAUGAGCCCAUAACUAACCAUCGUUUGCGCCAAGCGGCCAGUGUUCAUUAUUUGGGCGAGGAGAUCACUCCGAGUUCCAUUAAUCCGCCCGAAUUGCCACGUUUACGGCGUACCCAGUGUUCCAUGUUGUGUUUGGGCGAGGAUGAGGAACCCAUUGUCCUUAACUCGCCCGCCCCGCUCACCCAGCUAACAGCUGCUGUCCUUACUAACACCAAUAACAAUCAUAUCUAUGCGGAUCUGGAGUUGGACAGGAAAGUGGAGGUAACACCAGCUCCAGAAAGUGAUGGGGAAGAUGGCUCUGAUACCCCCGCCAAAAAGGAACAAAUUCAAAUAGAAAUCAAUCAUAAGUUACCGGCACCUCAGAACUCCAUUGAUGCCCACCUGGACAGGAUUGAUGAACUGAAUCGAGUCCUAGAUGAUCGCCUCAAACGCACUCUCCAGCCCAAUGAUGAUCUGAAUGCCAUUGAAAGUGCAGAGGACCAACAUAUAGAGAAGAGGAAACUAGCCAAAGAUCCAGAUAGCCAUACCAAAAGGAGUUCCAGUUCCAGUUCGGAGUGUCGAUCCUCCAAGGAUAUGAAUCACACCAAAAAGCGUUCACUAUCCUUCACACAGAAAUCCAUAAGUAACAUCUUUAGCAAUCUCAAAGAGUUCUCCAAGAGUCCUCUAGUAAGGAUGGGCAAGAAUCAAACGCUUAACGAAGAGCAGGAUGCGGAAAGGAUGCAGCCAAGUCAACAGCAUUCCAGCAGCAGUGAUUCGCAGACGAACAGUAGCAGUUCCAGCAGUCAUAAUAAUAAUAACAAUAAUAAUAAUAACAAUACCAAUAGCAAUAGCAAUCACAGUGCCUCACAGUCCACGAUCAUAACGAGCACGAUCACCACCACUAUAACGACUACAACGACCACGACGCCGUCCAAGGAAAACUCAAGACUGAAAUUCAAGGUGCCCAAGAUUCAGAAGAAAUCCAAGGCCAUUCGCAAUACAUUCCGCACCAAGUUGCUCAAUUUCCAACUGAAACGUUCCAAGCCAUGUAAACAGUGCACCAAAAGACGUCGCAUCCAUCCCAGCAAGAGUGUCUUUGACUUUGCUCGCGAAUUCCAGGCAGAUCAGCCAGCUGGCUCUGCAGAGGAAGAGCAAUUCUGUAGCUGUCCACCAGUUGCCCAGAAAACUCUCAAGCCAUCCGUCCAAAUAGCCAGUAGUCACAAGGAACGUUCUUUCGAGUCUAGCUCUGGUGAUCUUGAGGAGAAUGAGGAUCAGCACAACAACGAGGAUGAGGAUAGUGACGAUGUGCUUAGCAUGAAGGAUCAUUGCUAUUGCGUGCCCAGCCUGGCGGCCAGUAUAUCGCUCUCCACGAAUCGUCCACUUUACGAAGAGGAAUGGUUCCAUGGCGUCUUGCCACGUGAGGAGGUGGUCAGACUUCUCAAUAACGAUGGUGACUUCCUGGUCCGUGAAACCAUUCGAAAUGAGGAGAGCCAGAUUGUGCUGAGUGUCUGUUGGAAUGGCCAUAAGCACUUCAUUGUCCAGACCACCGGAGAGGGUAACUUCCGGUUCGAGGGACCACCAUUUGCCAGCAUCCAGGAACUGAUCAUGCAUCAAUAUCACUCGGAGUUACCGGUAACUGUGAAAUCUGGGGCAAUACUCCGACGACCUGUUUGUCGAGAACGCUGGGAGCUGAGCAACGAUGAUGUGGUGCUUCUGGAGAGGAUUGGCAGGGGCAACUUUGGGGAUGUCUACAAGGCCAAACUGAAGUCUACCAAGCUGGAUGUGGCCGUCAAAACCUGCCGUAUGACCCUGCCCGACGAACAGAAGCGUAAAUUCCUUCAAGAAGGACGCAUCCUUAAGCAAUAUGAUCAUCCUAAUAUCGUCAAACUAAUUGGUAUCUGUGUCCAGAAGCAGCCCAUUAUGAUUGUCAUGGAAUUGGUGCUGGGUGGUUCCCUGCUAACAUAUUUACGAAAGAACUCCAAUGGCCUCUCCAAUCGCCAGCAAAUGGGAAUGUGCAGGGAUGCUGCGGCUGGCAUGCGAUAUCUGGAGUCCAAAAACUGCAUACAUCGCGAUCUGGCGGCGCGUAAUUGCCUCGUUGACCUAGAGCACAGUGUUAAGAUCUCCGAUUUUGGAAUGUCACGCGAGGAAGAGGAGUAUAUAGUUUCCGAUGGCAUGAAACAAAUACCUGUAAAGUGGACCGCUCCUGAGGCUCUCAACUUUGGAAAAUACACCUCACUCUGCGAUGUUUGGUCCUAUGGGAUACUGAUGUGGGAGAUCUUCUCCAAGGGGGACACACCCUACUCGGGCAUGAGCAAUUCCAGAGCCAGAGAGCGUAUCGAUACGGGAUACCGAAUGCCAACGCCAGAGAACACGCCAGCGGAGAUGUACCGACUGAUGCUCAAGUGCUGGGCAGCCGAUGCCGAGUCCCGGCCGCAUUUCGAUGAGAUCUACAAUGUGGUUGACGCACUGAUCCUGCGCCUGGACAAUAGCCACUGAGAGCGGCUGCAACCGGCAACGCGGAACACACAUUAGCAUACUCAAUGUAGUUUUAGUCAGCGCUUUUAAAGUACGUUACGUCCAUGGACUUAACAACGAGUUGCCUGUAUUUAUGAGAUAGCUAUAUACUAUAUACAUUUUACCACAUAAACGAUAUUUAUAUAGAGACAUAUAUAUAUAUAUAUAUUUUCUAGCCAUGUAAAUGUAAAUUUCGAUAUAUACUGUGUGUUUGACUGAGCGUAUGUAAUGAAUCCUUAAUGUGCCAAAAACCGCAAGAAGAUCUUAAAACAAAAAAAUAUUUAAAAAAAAAAACAGAAAUUGAUAUUGUGUGUCUGCUUCUUAGAUCUAAGCUCAUGAAUUUAUAUAGAGUUUUAGUUGUUUGUGUUUUAGUUUUAGUUAUUAAAGAGAAAGAGAGAGAGAGAAUCAUAAUUUGUAUAUUAUGCAAUCCCUACGUUCGUCAAUUUUGUUCUAGACUUGUGUAUUUUAUGUAUAUUUAUUUACACCUAAUUUACAUUUCUACUUCGACUACGAUUAUGUUUACUCUUAACAACUAAGCUCUAAGUUUAAAGCUUUAAGUUCUUGCUGCGCUGCUGAAGUGAAUAAAUCAUAUGUGUACUAUA
This is a messenger RNA of Drosophila eugracilis, 4964 nucleotides long. It is a transcript of the gene FER, whose product is annotated as tyrosine-protein kinase Fer. The record is from RefSeq and is a predicted model, not a curated record. Gene Ontology annotation, biological process: peptidyl-tyrosine phosphorylation. Gene Ontology annotation, molecular function: non-membrane spanning protein tyrosine kinase activity; ATP binding. Bases 358 to 4344 code for a protein of 1328 amino acids. NCBI's taxonomy places the organism in Eukaryota, Metazoa, Arthropoda, Insecta, Diptera, Drosophilidae. The transcript is spliced from 14 exons.